Molecule: messenger RNA, 2162 nt
Organism: Pongo pygmaeus (Bornean orangutan)
Lineage: Eukaryota; Metazoa; Chordata; Mammalia; Primates; Hominidae
Gene: CHST2
Product: carbohydrate sulfotransferase 2
Exons: 1
Coding region: 1-1593 (530 amino acids)
Biological process (GO): N-acetylglucosamine metabolic process; sulfur compound metabolic process; carbohydrate metabolic process
Cellular component (GO): Golgi membrane
Molecular function (GO): N-acetylglucosamine 6-O-sulfotransferase activity
Source: RefSeq, a predicted model, not a curated record
AUGAGCCGCAGCCCGCCGCGAGCUCUGCCUCCGGGCGCGCUCCCUCGGCUGCUCCAGGCUGCGCCUGCAGCCGCGCCGCGUGCCCUGCUCCCGCAGUGGCCCCGGCGCCCAGGACGCCGCUGGCCCGCGUCCCCUCUCGGAAUGAAGGUGUUCCGUAGGAAGGCGCUGGUGUUGUGCGCGGGCUAUGCACUGCUGCUGGUGCUCACUAUGCUCAACCUCCUGGAUUACAAGUGGCACAAGGAGCCGCUGCAGCAGUGCAACUCUGACGGGCCGCUGGGUGCGGCAGCGGGGGCAGCCGGAGGCCCCUGGGGGCGCCCAGGGCCGCCUCCGGCCGGGCCGCCCCGUGCUCGUGCCCGUUUGGACCUCCGCACUCCUUACCGCCCUCCCGCUGCCGCCGUCGGGGCGGCUCCUGCAGCCGCGGCAGGGAUGGUGGGGGUUGCGGCCCCUCCAGGCAAUGGCACUCGGGGCACCGGGGGCGUCGGGGACAAGCGGCAGCUGGUGUACGUGUUCACCACGUGGCGCUCUGGCUCGUCGUUCUUCGGCGAGCUAUUCAACCAGAAUCCCGAGGUGUUCUUUCUCUACGAGCCAGUGUGGCAUGUAUGGCAAAAACUGUAUCCAGGGGACGCCGUUUCCCUGCAGGGGGCAGCGCGGGACAUGCUGAGCGCUCUUUACCGCUGCGACCUCUCUGUCUUCCAGUUGUAUAGCCCCGCGGGCAGCGGGGGGCGCAACCUCACCACGCUGGGCAUCUUCGGCGCAGCCACCAACAAGGUGGUGUGCUCGUCACCACUCUGCCCCGCCUACCGCAAGGAGGUCGUGGGGUUGGUGGAUGACCGCGUGUGCAAGAAGUGCCCGCCACAGCGCCUGGCGCGUUUCGAGGAGGAGUGCCGCAAGUACCGCACACUAGUCAUAAAGGGUGUGCGCGUCUUCGACGUGGCGGUGUUGGCGCCACUGCUUCGAGACCCGGCCCUGGACCUCAAGGUCAUCCACUUGGUGCGUGAUCCCCGAGCGGUGGCGAGUUCACGGAUCCGCUCGCGCCACGGUCUUAUCCGUGAGAGCCUACAGGUGGUGCGCAGCCGAGACCCGCGAGCUCACCGCAUGCCUUUCUUGGAGGCCGCGGGCCACAAGCUUGGCGCCAAGAAGGAGGGCAUGGGUGGCCCUGCAGACUACCACGCUCUGGGCGCUAUGGAGGUCAUCUGCAAUAGUAUGGCUAAGACGCUGCAGACAGCCCUGCAGCCCCCUGACUGGCUGCAGGGCCACUACCUGGUGGUGCGGUACGAGGACCUGGUGGGAGACCCCGUCAAGACACUACGGAGAGUGUACGAUUUUGUGGGACUGUUGGUGAGCCCCGAAAUGGAGCAGUUUGCCCUGAACAUGACCAGUGGCUCGGGCUCCUCCUCCAAGCCUUUCGUAGUAUCUGCACGCAAUGCCACGCAGGCCGCCAAUGCCUGGCGGACCGCCCUCACCUUCCAGCAGAUCAAACAGGUGGAGGAGUUUUGCUACCAGCCCAUGGCCGUCCUGGGCUAUGAGCGGGUCAACAGCCCUGAGGAGGUCAAAGAUCUCAGCAAGACCCUGCUUCGGAAGCCCCGUCUCUGAAAGGGGUUCCCAGGAGACCUGAUUCCCUGUGGUGAUACCUAUAAAGAGGAUCGUAGUGUGUUUAAAUAAACACGGUCCAGACUCAAACGGAGGAAGCCCACAUAUUCUAUUAUAGAUAUAUAAAUAAUCACACACACACUUGCUGUCAAUGUGUUGAGUCAGUGCAUUUCAAGGAAUAGCCACAAAAUACACACACACCCCUCAGAAAAGGCAAGACUUGAACGUUCUGACCAGGUGCCCCUCUUCUUCUCUCCUUUGCCUUCUCUUGUCCUCUUUCUCCUAUUUCUUACCCCGUCCUCCACCUGCCUUCCAUUUUGAAGUGGGAUGUUAAUGAAAUCAAGUUCCAGUAACCCAAAUCUUGUUUACAAAAUUUUCGUGGUAUCUGUGAACAUGUAAGAGUAAUUUGGAUGUGGGGGUGGGGGUGGAGAAAGGGGAAGUGGUCCAGAAACAAAAAGCCCCAUUGGGCAUGAUAAGCCGAGGAGGCAUUCUUCUAAACUAGACUUUUGUGUAAAAAGCAAAGGUUACAUGUGAGUAUUAAUAAAGAAGAUAAUAAAUAAUAUUCUUUUUUA